Messenger RNA from Bactrocera tryoni, 952 nucleotides. Its product is annotated as cuticle protein 1. The record is from RefSeq and is a predicted model, not a curated record. Gene Ontology annotation, molecular function: structural constituent of cuticle. The transcript has 2 exons. Lineage: Eukaryota; Metazoa; Arthropoda; Insecta; Diptera; Tephritidae. Bases 144 to 632 code for a protein of 162 amino acids.
CGAAAAACCAAUUGGAAGUUUAAAAAUUCCUAAAUAAUCUAAUUCAAUUUUUAUAGUCCGAUUGGCUUAUUUCGCGCUGUUGUAUAAACUUUUAUAGUUUUCUGUUUUCAUUAAUAUAAAAAAAAAUAAAUAAAUUUAGAAAAAUGUUCUGCAAAUUGGCAUUCAUCUCCUCACUCAUCGCUUUGGCGUUGGCCAAACCACAACAUCUGCCAGCCGCUCAGUACCCAGCUGGCGUGAAUCCACAGGACUGUCCCGGUUUCCCGAUCUGUGAUAACGCACGCCUACACAAUCCACAAGCGCACUGGGGUGCACCCGCGCCCGCCUGGCAACCGCAACCACAGUGGGGCGCUCCAGCACCCUCUUGGCAACAACAGCAACAGUGGGGCGCACCAGCUCCCUCAUGGCAAGGCGCACCAGCACCCUCUUGGCAAGGUGCUCCUGCGGCCAGUGCUGGCGGUGAUAAAUUCCCAGCUGGCGUCAAUCCACACACCUGUCCCAACUAUCCCUUCUGUGAUGUGAAUGCCGGUCAACAUGGCGCCGUCGCUGCGCCACCACUACCCGGCUGGACCGAACGUCAGUACCCAGCUGGCGUAUCCGCGCAUCAGUGCCCCAACUUCCCCUACUGCAACUAGAUACAGCUACAACAACUACAACAACUUUAACCACGGUCGCAACUGUAGCGUUCGCUUGUAGCGCUGCAGCUGCGUCUGCGUCUGCCUACAGCCCGUCGGACGAAGUCCCGCUACCAGUAUCCUAUCCUGAACCGCAAAAAAAAUCAAGUUAUACAGCCUAUCCACUGCCAAUGUCAACCAACUUCAAUGCCACUUCCACAUCACUUUUUGUUUGUUAUUGCUUUUUUACAGCGCCUGAAGUUCUCAAGUUCUCAAUACUAUUGUACAGCUGGAGUUUGUUGUUGAUCCAUAAGUAAAUAAAAUAUGCAUUUGGAAUUUUA